AUGGCUGCCUGCUUCGUCGAGUACGUGGAGGGGCUGGGACGAUGCCUUAUGGCCGGUCGCGACAUAGAGUCAGGGGAAGAAAUCGUGAUGGAAGCCCCCCUGCUGGCAGCAGAUGCAGCUGAAGCAGACAUGGCAUAUGCAGACAAUGCAGACUUGGCCAUUGAAGCAGAGGAAGGCCAGCCAUGGUCACGCGUGAAAGUCGAUGCUGCUGCAAUCAGCCGACUGCUUGGCUUGCUGCAGGCGUACGCUCGCUCUGAGCCCGACGUCAAACGUGCAGUCCUGGAGUUGGAUGACACGAUGGAAGCUGGGGUGGCGGCCUGCCUUGUUCGAAAACUCGCUGCUCUCUUGUCGGAAUCUGGUUUCUGCCCACGGAUGCGCAAGAUGGAACUGCACUGCGUGCUGAAAAUCUUCUGGACCAAUGCAUUCCCAUUUUGGAAUGGGGGCUCUGCCCUUUUCCGCACCCUUUGCUACUGCGCGCACUCCUGCCGCCCGAACGCCUUCUUCUACCAUUGCUCCAACUCUGGGCAUAUAGUGAGCCUGAAGGCCAUCUCACGUGGAUCCCGCAUUGAGAUCUCCUAUGCCCCAAGACAGUACAUCCUGCUCCAACGUCGCCUCCGGCAAAUGUUCUUAUCUUCAACCCGAGGCUUUGGCUGCAACUGCUCCCAAUGUAUUUUGGAGCAGGACAUUGGGAAGGAAUCCGAGGUCCACAGUGUGUCGCCGACGUCGCCCCUCCGAGUUUGCUGUUGCGUCAUGCCCUGGGUGGGGCACCUGCUGCCCAUGGCCCGCUUGGCCUUGGCCCUUGAACCGCGGUGCCGUGUUUUCUUCAUGACCACCAGCCUGGGGGCCCGACGCCUGCGUUCUCUCGGUCAGGAAGUCGAGAGGCUGACUGUGGUAGAGAUCGAGGACGGGCUUGGGCUGGACGCCGAGCGUCGGCUCGCAUUUCAGCUCCAGGAGCCAGGCCAAGAGCCCGUUUUGGAGGCGAACUUGGCAGUUGAAGCAUUGGCAGAGGUGCAAGUACAGCGCCUCAUGGGGUUAGGGGUGAAAGACUUCGUACUGGACUGGCUCAGCUUCGGCUUUGCGAACAGUAUUCGUGACUGCGGGGGUCGAUACUGUGUGUCAAUGCCUGGUUCAACUUUUCAAGCGGAGUUUUGUGCCGAAGGGAAGGCAUCGGAGUCGGAAAACUAUGCGAGCACACAGAGUGUCAUUCGGAACAUGCUGCAUGAAACUCGGAUUUUCGUUCACGGCCUUCCGAACAUGGUCCGCAACAGCCCUGAACCUCUUGGUGGUCAGAUCACCUGUGUGGGCAUCCUCGCCAGUGCCCCGGAAGCUCUACCAAAGGAUGUGGAGGCAUUUCUUGCUUCUGCAGGCCUUCCUGUGUUGUAUGUAUACCUGGGAUCGUUAACAUGCUUGAGCGCAGUGGAAUUGGCAGAGCUGUGCGAGGCACUUUCCGAUUCCGCACCGGGCACGUUCCGAGUCAUAUGGUCUUUGCCGGAAGAUUGGCAAGUGCAGCUUCCCAGCUCCGUUACGGCAAGUGAGGAUUUUUUCUUGUCCCAGUGGCUGCCGCAGGCUUCGAUUCUCGCACACCCUGCAUGCUGCGCUGCGUUAAUUCACGGAGGCUGGGGUUCGCUUGUGGAUGCGAUCCAGUUUGGCAAGCCCGUGGUCGUGCUUCCGAUAUUUGGUGACCAGCCCCUCAACGCUCAGAUCGUGGAGUCGAUGAAGUUCGGAGUAUCUCUGCCGAGUGGGCGUAUCUUGGGCAAGGGGAAGAGCUGGAAGCUCCGAGAGUCCAUCCACGCGGUUCUGACUCCGGGCCCCUUCUCGGAAGCGGCCCGAGCCUGGCAGGAGGAAGCGGCGAACUUCGGGGGUGCAAGUUACGCUGGCGAGGUGGUGGCAGGAUAUUUCCAGCGGGAGAAAGAGAGGUCUCGAGAAACUCGGAGGGAACUCGAGGUUUCCGUGGUGGAAUUUGCCGAAGAUCUGCGCCCACUGAGUUUCGAGGACGCGGAUGGUGAUGACUCAGAUGAUCUGUUGCCAAGGGGUGCUCAACUAGAGAUACUGCUCGUGCAGAGUGCCAUGCUUCUCGGACUUGCCGAUGAGAUAACGUGGUGGUUAUUGAGGCUUCGUGUCUACAGGGAUUCUCAGCGCUUUCUCUGUCACGGUGAAGCUGUUCUUCGAAAUCUGGAAGGACGGGACGUGGUUGAGCUGGUUGCUUUAGCCGGGGCUGUUCACAACAGGCUGUUGGGACAAGCCGUCCCAUUAGGGAUUGCCUCUCCCGUUCUGCACGGGGAGCCACACCGGCCUGCAAGUUUUUCGGCGGCAUGGCUUGCGUCUCGGAGCAUGCUGCGCGGCAUCGUCAACAGAGGUGCAUGCGAAAGCCUCUCAGAAGGGAAACCUGCUUUGUCUGGUACCAUCGCAGGCAUCGGCAAGGAGGGAUUGGUCCAUGUCUCCCUCCUGGGUGGGCAAGUUGCAGCAGAAGUAGCAUUUUCCUCGUGCCUGCCGAGCCCAGUCGAAACUGAACAUGCUUUGGAUGCGAUCCUGGAUGCAGCAGCAGUUGCCCUGCGAUCGGAGUGGUGGCGCUAG
This is a messenger RNA of Symbiodinium sp. CCMP2456, 2574 nucleotides long. The record is from the annotation of a GenBank genome assembly. NCBI's taxonomy places the organism in Eukaryota, Dinophyceae, Suessiales, Symbiodiniaceae.